This is a messenger RNA of Toxorhynchites rutilus septentrionalis, 7117 nucleotides long. RefSeq lists its product as uncharacterized. The coding region runs from base 1286 to 5101 and encodes 1271 amino acids. Gene Ontology annotation, biological process: tRNA wobble uridine modification. The transcript has 5 exons. The record is from RefSeq and is a predicted model, not a curated record. Gene Ontology annotation, cellular component: nucleus; cytoplasm. NCBI's taxonomy places the organism in Eukaryota, Metazoa, Arthropoda, Insecta, Diptera, Culicidae. Gene Ontology annotation, molecular function: S-adenosylmethionine-dependent methyltransferase activity; tRNA binding.
AGCAAGAGAUCUCGUACAUAUACACACCUCAACUGAAACCCGAAAAGCCGAGUCGAAUCGGUUCCGUGCUUUUCAGUACGACGGCACGAAAACGUCCCGUCAGCUCUUUUUCAAUUCCUCAUUAAGCCCCACAGGGAAAAGUAGAAAAAUGGAUUUCAGCUCUUCCUCGCAUUAUUUUGGCAACGAGUAGAGGAAAAUUAUUAUUUCGUUCAUCGUUUGUGCAAGUUUCGUAAUGGUGUAAAACGAAGUGUUCGAUGCCUUUAUCUCCCACCAGUUUUUGGGACAAGUGACAAGUUGGGAUCUUUCCUUCCAUCCCGUUAAUAAAAGUGAUUCAAAUGAGAGAAGAAGAAAAAAGUUCCGUAUCUCGAAGCCAAAUCAUUUCAGUUCGGAGAUUAAGUUCUUGAAGCGAGAAAAAGAGCUAUCUGAGAGGAAUGUCUUAAAAUCGGAGGAAAAGUUGUUCCGUGGAAGAUAAGAAGGCCAGUGCAAUAUUUUCCUGCAAAUAGUGGGUAGGAGGAACAAAGCUGAGCACGAGAAGGAAAGGGAGCAGAUGGCGUUGAAAACUCCAGAGUAACGGGGGCGCAAUCAUAUAUUUCACUUUGGAUUUUUCAUCAUCGUUAACGGUGGCUGCUGCUGUUGCUACUUUCUUUACACUAUCCUGUCUUCGUGAGAAAAAUGAAAAAUCGUUCCUUCCUUUUUCGAUCCGACAAAGGGAAGUCACACAGAGAAAACCUACGCGUAACGAGUGCAUAGAGAAAAAUUCGACAAACAAGCUGGAAAAGGAUUAAUAAUAACAUGGUGUAGGAUUUUUUUUCACUGGAACUGAGAGAUGAAUGGAUGAAGUGGUGAUAAAGGUGUAAAUAGUGUGUGCGAAAUAAGGAUAAAACGAAAAGUGUUAUGUACGUCAAUUUUUUCAUUGAUGCUUUCGGAUGAUUGAGGCCAAAAUAGGAAUCCUAAAUGAAAUUGUUUAUUUUUUUCAAUCGUAGAUUAUUCAACAAAGAAUGAAAUUCCACAUUUGCUAUGAAGUGAGAAAACACAAAAUGGAAUAGUGAAGUGAUCGAAUUCUGUUCAAAAUAAAUUCCAACAAAUUCUGAUAUUUGAGGAUACUCGCAUUCGGAUUGGCCUGCCACUGUUCGAUAAAGCCUAAUUAGAUAGCGUGUGUGUGUGUGUGUGUGAAACCGUGAUAACGAAAGCAGAAGACAUCAAUUGUUACAUAUAUGGUGCAGAGUGGUAACGUGCCUCCGGUGGUUUGGCAGCUGAGAAACAUCGCUAGUUUGUAUAUCUUCUAAUGGGCACCCUUACGUCGUCUUCGACGACGAACAAUUUCCCCGCCCCACGAUCGAAAGUCUUCGACAUCAGUCAUGAAGAAGAAACAUCUGAGAUCCGUUCAACAACGACGACAGCCACGACAACGACAAUGGCACCGACGGCGACGAUGGAACGAAACGGCCGGACUGACGCCACCGGGCGGUCUGCAGCACUCGAGCGAGCCUACGUGCACGACGUGUACGAACAUUGCGAGGAACCCGUUGGCCAAAUACGACCCAAAGUGGCACAAUUCCUAGCAGGACUAGAACCGGGCUCGAUGGUUUGCGAUGUGGGCUGCGGAAACGGACGGUACCUGUCCGGAUUCAAUCCGAUGAUCUGCACAAUCGGCGUGGAUCGCUGCUAUAGGCUAACGAAGGUCGCACGCGGAAAGGGGGAAGAGGUGGCGAUAUGUGAUAAUUUAGAACUGCCAUUUCGUGACGAAUCGUUUGAUGCAGUACUCUCGCUGGCGGUGGUGCAUCACUUUGCAACGACCGAACGCCGCGUCGGAGCUAUCCGGGAGUUGGCUCGCAUUCUACGGAUCGGGGGACGUGUCAUCAUUACCGUUUGGGCUCUGGAGCAGCGGCACCGACGAUUCGAGUCGCAGGAUGUGCUAGUGCCCUGGCAGCCGCCACGUGCAAAAAACGUCGCCAUGUCGGACGAGGAGGACGACGAAGACUUUUUGCCGCCAUACCACGCGUAUACGGAAGACUCAACCAAUUCGAGCCGCUCGGCAGGCGACGGAGACAGCUCGAGUUUGUCUUCGUCAUCGCCCGGCGAAACCUGUUACAGCUUUGUCAGACGCGCCAUACAGAAACUGGCCGGGAGCAAAAAGAGUCCGUGGUUCCUGGAAUCGUGGAGCUCGCGCGAAACGAAACAGGACAGCAGCCUGGACUACGAGGACGCGAAGGAUUUGCCGAUCGAGCUUAGGCGCCUGGAGGACUUCGACGACAUACCGGAGCCGCCGCUGUCUGCUGGUCUGAAAAGCCGAAGCUUAGGUAGUAUAUUAAAUCCACCACCAAAAACCAUAGUUAGAUCACGUUCAAGUGUACCAAGUUUAGGUGCUCAAAUACCUGAAUCGAAAGCAACACCAGCUGAACCGUCGUCAGCAGCAUCCCGAAGACCAAAAUUAGUUAAACAAAAACAAUCAAUAUGUGAUGACGUUGAUUACAAACUGUGCGAAUCUGCACAAGCCUACCGGGAGCACAUUGUACGUAAUGAGUCACGAAGUCAGCUGUUGAGAAAGCAAAGCUCUCUAAACGAAGAACUUAUGGCCGAAAGUCGGUUGCGCGAAAAAGAACGGAUUCGGAAACGAAUACAGAAACAGAUGUCGCUGAACGAAUCAUUUCUCUGCCGGUCUCUGUUUACCAAACGUUUACAGGUAAUAAAAGAAGGAUUUACCACAAAGCUAAAAACAUCUACCGGUAGUUUGGAGCGAGUUACCAAGAACGGAUUUGUCAAAAUAAUGCAAAAUAUCAAAGCGACCGCUCAAGCCACUCACAGCCAUAGCCACGGGCAACAUCGAUCUUGCGAUGCUCACGGUCCCGGUCUUUCGCCCCACGGCCAAGACGGUCGACAUCUUCUUUCCAGGAACAAUUCCAUGAACAACAACGGCAGCAGCAAUGGCAGCGGCAGCAGCAACGGUAACGACAAGCUCAUCGGAAUGGGCACCAGUCAGGACGACUCGAAACCCCGUCGACACUCAAGAGAAAGUGGUUCCGACUCAUCCAAGGAUAGCAGCUUACAGAGCGACACCAGCAUUGAAUCUGAGGACAGUUUUGCAUCUGUGAUUUUCAUUCCGAAACCAGACCAACACCAACAGCAGCAGCAGAAUAACGGCGGAACGUGCGAUAGUUUCGGUCCAGGAACAUCCCGAAUGCCUUCAGGACCGACAUCUCCCCUAGUGAUGCCUUGUCCUACACCCGCUCACUCGCCUGCUCCCCCACGCACAAAACUCAGCGCGAGCAAUGAAAGUAGCAACGGCGUGAACACCGGAACCGAGCUGAGCCAAUUUACCUUCGAAGAAACUUGGUUAUUGCCUAAGGUUGAAGAAAAUUCAACAUUAUCACCAUCUGUACAUAGCGCAACAUACGAUAACAAAUCUACGCCUUCAAACGCUUCAGCUUGUACGCAAGGUUCCAAAACGAAACCAGCUUCCGGCAGCAGUAUAAUCGCAACUAGUAAUACCAUUUCCGACAAAGUUAAACCGAUGACUGCAGCGAAACCAGUGGUUCAGAAAAUUACCCGACAGCAAAUCAAGGAUUUGCCCCCGAUUCCAAAGUUCCGUAAGAGCGGUAAUUAUCCAAUUAUUCGUCAACAGUCCUCCGCUAAAACAGCUACUCCUGUCGUGCCAAAAUUGCUCUCCCUAGAGCUAUUCAAUCCGGAAACGGACGAUCUGGACAGUGAUUCUAGUGAGCCUUCGUCGCCUGAUUCGAUAGACAGCGUUAUUAGUGCUUUGCGGCCAUCGGUGUCGCCCCUGCCGGCACUUGUUCCGCAACCCAACCAAUCGGGAGGAACCACCUCCAUACCUCCACUGGUGGAGGCAGCUGCGGUGGUUGCACACAAGCUGGAAGACGCAGUCGAGCUGGUGAUACGGGAAAGUGAAACCAAACACCCACUGCUCAAUGGGCCCACGUCCACGAACUCACACGAAAGCACCAAAGACGUAGACGAACGCGAUGACACCUCCUGUCGACAACAUCUGGUAGACUUUGCCGAAAAACUGAGCGCUCAACUUUUGAAAGAACUGGACAGUGAAAACCAGCGCAAUGAAAGCAGCUUCGAGGACGACGAUGAUAUCUUCGGUGAUGGUAGAUUUCAGAAGAAGACGAUUUCCCUCGCGGAUGUGCAAAUUACGGAUCCAUACUUGAAAAAGCUGAACGGCGAUCUGAGAGAUCUGAACCAACUACGGGCAGAACUGAGAGAACGACGGCUUAUGCUCGCCAAUCUAAGUCAUUUGGGGUCCAGUGGUUUUUGCGGUAGCAACGAUUCGCUUGGUCCAAGCUACGGUUCUUCGAUGACGCCCAUCAUCCAGGAAGAAACAGACGACGACGAGGAGCUUAAUGAGACUUCUGGCGAAAACGAACAGCACCACGAUGUUGACAACUUCUACGAAAUAAGGGCAGGCAAGAAGAGCAUCAGCAAAAACGAUGACUUUGUCAUCAUACCGGAACUGGACGAAGACGAUGCAGAAAUGACGAAAGAUACAGCUUUAUUGAUACAGGAAGAAGAUAGCUCGGAAGAGCAUCUUCAAAACAUUGAUAUAGAAACACUAGGUAGUAACAUCAGUAACAAUAAUAGUACGAAGGAUAGCCAGUUAAAUAGCUGUAAACAUAGUUUACCCCACAACACGAUAAAUCUAAGCUGUUCUCAGUUGGGCGAGGAUAGAAGUGGAGACUCUCAUCAUAGCAAAUGCGGGCGUCAUUCUACCUGUAGUAGCAACAGACACAAUCAGGGGGACACCGCUGAACAACAACAACCAUCGGGCAGAGGAGACACAACCUGCGUAGAAGAAAUUAGCACAACUUCCAACAGCAACAAAAUAGCCAGUACAAACAAAUCAUCGAUCGAUUCGCAUGCCAGUGUGGAAUCUUGGGCCCACUCAAACAGUUCGGCCUCACUAGACAGUCCUUCGGUGGGUGGUGCGGCGACCCACCAUCGCUACUACCAUGUGUUCCGAGAGGGGGAACUGGACGCACUAAUCAACCAUCAUGUGACCAGCCUGCACAUAGUCUCGUCCUAUUACGAACGGGCCUCUUGGUGUGUGGUAGCGGAAAAGGUGCAAGUUUGGACAAUCUAACUAUGUGCGACAUGUACGAACACAUUUAUAUGAGUCCGGGUUGGUUUUGUUCUUUUUUAUUUACGAACGGAAAUGUCGCCGAAAUUCCACGGACUAAGCUGUUGCGACCUGAACGCAACACAACUUAAAGACUACAAGAAUGUAGAUGAAAUUUGAAACCUGUUACAUCCAGGUUGCGUUGAAGUUCUUGCAAUUACGUUCGACGAGUUAGAUGCUUUUUAAACCCCAAAACGUACAAGACUUCUUAUAUGUGAAUUAAUCUCAAGCAGCUAGAAAUCAAAUUGAACAAUUAAACAAUGAAUUAAAUGAAACAUAAGAAAACAAGACAAUUACGACUAAGCGAGAAAAAGGCUCUAAAACUGUAUUGUUUAUGUCUCUGUGAUUCAUAUAUUAAAGUGUAAAGUGGAUAGCGGUAGGUGAGUAACUCGAGAGAAAAGGUUAUUAAAACUUACAAACAACACAUCCAAUUAUCUUUAAUUUUACGAGAAUAAGCAAACGAAUAUAUGUUGUAAAUAUAAUAAACUAUCAUUAGAAUUCAAUCGGGUAAUUCUAAAAAAAAUAGACUUGCUAGGAACUUUGUAGCAUGUGUUUCUAAAAUAUUUCUAAGGCCAUACAUGGAAGCGACGACAGGAGAAAUUAUUUCUGAUAUUUAUGACAUCUCUUUUCGACAACCAUAAGAACAUGCAAACAACAAACUGAGCGAAAGUGAUAUGAAAAUAAUAAAUACUAUACAAUAAGUAUCCUAAUCCAUAUUUUCAACAUACGUUUACAGAACAAUCCAUUUGAGUUCAUGCGAAUUUAACACACUCAGACACACAUUAGGGCCUGUUUCCUAGCCAUGCUGCUUCCUUCGGUAGUUUUCAAGUAUUAUAAUGUAUCAUAUACCCGCUUUCUUUAUUAUGAACGAACCAAUUGUAAAUAAAUUCUUUACUAUUAAAAAAAAACGAAAAAAUCAGAAAUUUUGUAACAACGUGACGAUCCAUUCAUUUGGUUUACUUUAUUAUCUAUAGCUAUCUUUUCGGUCGCAAUAGUUGUAAUCCCUCUACUCAACUUAAUAAAAUACAUAUUAACAUAAGGAAAAAAAUACAAAUACAAAACAGUAACAAAUCAGUUGAAACAAUUGCACACAACAACAAACAACAAAAAACGAUGACAAUGACAACAACAAACAAUAUAGUGAUUAACUAGAACAAUUAACAACAGAACAAAGAAAUCAUAUCAGAACAAUGAUCAAAAUUAGUUCCAUUAAGUUUAUGGAUUUCAUAAUCUUCGAAAUAUAUGUGAUUGAAAACGAAUAUUCAACGUGUCAACUAUUUCGAUGUAACGAUUUAACAACUUUUGCAUGAUCAAUGUUUCUACCGGUGGGAUUUCAUUCCUCCAGCGCCGUCUUACUAAUCCAAACAGGGAAACGAAGCUCCUCAAAAAGUAUGCCUUCACGGCACCCCCUAUGCGGUCGGAAUUACCGAAUCUAAUUUCCCGUGUCCUUUGUCAAUGCACAGUAUUCCCCUACGUGUUUCUUGAACGAAAAAUUUCAACAGCUCCGUCUUGCGGGACAAUUGCUUACAUAGGUGACAAUGGUUACAAUAAAUAUACAGAACUACAAUUCCCGUAUACAUCACGUAUACACUGUUUACUUCCUUAUAUGGGCUGUCAUUGAUUUUUGUUUCCUAAAUGGGCGAAAUGUAUCCUAUUUAUUCACGUUCUGAACAAAUACAACAAACAAACCGAGUUAAUGGUGAUAUAAAGAAUAGCGCAAAAACUUCUGAUGGAAAACCAAUACAAUCUCUGCAAACUAAAUAUCACAAAAGCAUGCAAGCAGAAGAUCCAUGUUCAAAACGUAAUAUAUAAUACCCCCCUCAAAAAUACACAACACUAUACAUCAAAAGUCAAGAACAGUAUAUACUUUCUUUGUAACGAACAAAUAGCAACAAUACACUGCGAGCCUGGUGAAACGAAAAACAAACACGCAUUGUAACACUUCAUUCAGAUGAAUAUAAAUAAUGUUAAUAAAAUCUA